This is a messenger RNA of Pelobates fuscus (common spadefoot toad), 759 nucleotides long. RefSeq names its product interleukin 11 (gene IL11). The transcript is spliced from 5 exons. Gene Ontology annotation, molecular function: cytokine activity; growth factor activity. The record is from RefSeq and is a predicted model, not a curated record. NCBI's taxonomy places the organism in Eukaryota, Metazoa, Chordata, Amphibia, Anura, Pelobatidae. The coding region runs from base 1 to 759 and encodes 252 amino acids. Gene Ontology annotation, biological process: positive regulation of cell population proliferation; positive regulation of MAPK cascade. Gene Ontology annotation, cellular component: cytoplasm.
AUGGCUGACUCUGUGUCACCUUGUUUGAGAGUGGUGUGCUCCGUGCUUUCCACCGCCAUAUUAGGUUUCUCUGAGCUGCCGGAGCUGAGGUCUUCUGAAGAGAGCGUCGUCUGGAUGAGUGUCCACUCUUCUGUAGUGGGACAGGUUGUUGCAUUAUGUGCUCCGCCUAUGCCAGAAGUCGGAAGUUUGUGUCACUUUGCUCUAACAAUAUUGAGCUUGAAUGAAGGCUUAUGGGCAUUUCCGCUUUCAAAGACAAAGCCUUCUGAUCCAAAAGUGGAGUAUGAAAAUAUACUUACCAUUGCUAAGCAUCUUCUAAGUGACACCAAGCAUGUCUAUCACAAUUUUAAAGCAAAAUAUCCAUCAGAAGGAGAGCAUAAACUGGAUACUCUGCCCACACUGUCUAUAAAUGCUGGAGAAUUGUCUUCUAUUCAGGUUCCAUCUGGUCUCACAAAGCUUAGCACUGACCUUUUCUUGUAUCAGAAACAUUUUGAUUGGCUGAAGAAGGCAGCUCAUGCUAUUCGAUCUAUGGACCAUGAAUUUACCAGUAUUCAUAACCGCAUUGACAAACUAGUGAAAAAGAUUGACUUGUUGAUGAUAAAGCUCAACAUUGUACGUGUCAGUGAUCCACCUUUGCCUCAGUUGCCUAACUCAACAACCCAGUGGGGCGUAGUGCAAGCUGGCCAUGCCAUAUUCCACCAUUUUCACCUGUUCUUGGACUAUGCUACGCGUGUUCUGUUUCUGAUGAAAAAUAAGUUGUGA